Messenger RNA from Miscanthus lutarioriparius, 2907 nucleotides. The record is from the annotation of a GenBank genome assembly. Lineage: Eukaryota; Viridiplantae; Streptophyta; Magnoliopsida; Poales; Poaceae.
AUGGUUUCCUCCUCCGCCUGCCCAGAGGAGGCCGACCCUGCGCGGCACGGUGAGAAGAAGCGAAUGCGCUGCGGCAGCGGAAGCGCGGUGGCCUCGCCGGAGCCCAGCGCCACGGCCGUGGCCUCGCAUGAUCACUGCUCAUCAAGAAGUUUCAUGGAGUACAUUGACGGAGCUACAACUACAUGUGGAAAGUGGCAUCCAGGUGAAUCACAGAGACCUGAAAUUGAUGAUGCCCCCAUUUUCACUCCAACUGAAGAGGAAUUUAAGGAUGCAAUCGGAUACAUUGCUAGCAUUCGUCCGCAAGCAGAAAGAUAUGGAAUUUGUCGUAUUAUUCCACCAUCUUCUUGGAAACCUCCGUGUCCUCUGAAGGAGAAGAGUUUCUGGAAAUGUACAGAGUUCAAUACUAGAGUUCAACAAGUUGACAAGCUUCAAAACAGGGAGCCCACAAAGAAAAGAACACAACCUCGAGUUCAGAGGAAAAGAAAGAGAAGAAAGAGACUGAGGUUUGGGAUGACACACAGAUGUCCUACUUCAAGUGUGGACUCCGAAGAGAAAUUUGGCUUUCAAUCUGGGUCUGAUUUCACAUUAGAGGAGUUUCAGAAAUAUGCUGAUGAGUUCAAGCAGGAAUAUUUCGGAAUGAAAGGGAGUGAUGAAAUUUCUAUUUCUGAAAUUAAGAACCACAUGAAAAUAUGGGAACCAUCAGUGGAGGAAAUCGAGGGAGAAUAUUGGCGGAUAGUCGUAGGCCCUAGUGAUGAAGUUGAGGUGGAUUAUGGUGCUGAUUUGGACACUGCAACCUUUGGCAGUGGUUUUGUUAAAUUGUCUUCUUCAGAUGGAAAUAAGCAAGAUCCACAUGGUGUGUGUUGUUGGAACUUGAAUAAUCUGCCACGGCUGCCUGGCUCUGUUAUCUCAUUUGAAGAUGAGGAUAUAUCUGGUGUUGUUGUCCCAUGGCUUUAUGUAGGAAUGUGCUUCUCUUCAUUUUGCUGGCAUGUGGAAGACCAUUUUCUUUAUUCUCUGAAUUACAUGCAUUUUGGUGAACCAAAAGUUUGGUAUGGUGUCCCCGGUGGUGAGGCAGUAAAGCUGGAAGAAUCUAUGAGAAAAAACUUACCCAAACUGUUUGAAGAACAGCCUGACCUACUUCAUGAGCUGGUUACACAGUUAUCUCCAUCUGUUCUAAAAUCAGAAGGAGUUUCUGUUUACCGUGCUGUUCAGAAGUCAGGUGAGUUCGUUCUGACACUACCACGAGCAUACCAUUCUGGAUUCAACUGUGGUUUCAACUGUGCGGAGGCAGUAAAUGUCGCUCCUGUGGAUUGGCUGCCUCAUGGACAGUGUGCUGUUGAGCUCUAUAGAGAUCAGCAUCGCAAGACAUCAAUAUCACAUGACAAGUUAAUAUUGAAGGCUGCAAAAGAAGCUAUCAGACAACUUUGGAUGAACCUUUUGAAUUGCAAAAGUGGUAAAGGAGAAUACAGAUGGCUGAACACAUGUGGAAAGAAUGGAGUCCUGACAAGUGCAAUUAAGACAAGAGUUAAGAUGGAGGGUGAUGCAUGGGAGGCGAAUGUUCCUUUGAAAAGUAAGAAGAUGGACAAGGAUUACGAUUCCAAUGACCGAGAGUGCUUUUCAUGCUUUUAUGAUCUGCACUUGUCUGCUGUCAGUUGCCAGUGCACACCUAACCGCUUUGCUUGCUUAAACCAUAUGAAUCUUCUUUGUUCAUGCGGAAUGGACAGGAAAAUUACAUUGUUUCGAUAUAGCAUGGAGGAGCUUAAUACUCUUGUAGCAGCUCUGGAGGGUGAUCCGGCUGCAGUUUGUUGCUGGGGACAGGACCACCUAGGCUUAGUUUGCCAAUCUGGUUCUCUGAAGCACAGGAAGAUGGACUCAUGUAAAAGCACAGAAUUUUCAGGAUUAGCGAUUGAUGCCAAUCUUGUUUCUGGAUUUGGUGGCAAUCAAAAUCACUGCCAUGACCUUCAAAAGCCAGCAGGAUUCCAGCAAGAAAAAGGAAUCCAGAAUAAUUGUCUUAAUCUUAACAUAGAGGAUCCACCAUGCAGUUCCAGAAUAAAAGAAGAGCAUGGCAAGGAUAGGAUGGUUCUUGAUCAUAGGCCUCUACAGAAAACUGACAGUCCAUUUAGAAUGACCUCUGAGUGCAGUUCUUCAUUGUCUUUAAAUUGUUCAGCCAACUUACUCUUUCCUUCAAGAAAUCAAGCUAGCAAUUCUGACGUAGCUUGCAAGACUACUAAGGAACUAUUUGGUGUUGACAUUGGAAAUUUGGCAAAGCAUUCUGAUGGUCAAGUUGGUCAAAUGGUAAUGGCUUCAGGGCGAUUUGAUGCAGCGUCUAGGCCAACAUCAAGGCACCAGGUUGAGCCACUAGACUAUGGAAUGGUAAUGAUUGGCAAAAAGUGGUUCAAUAAUCAAGCUAUUUUUCCUAAAGGUUUCAGAAGUCGAGUUACAUUUUACAAUAUACAAGAUCCGAUAGCGCAGUGCUUUUAUGUUUCAGAAGUCCUGGAUGCUGGACCUCUUGGACCAUUGUUUAAGGUGACCUUAGAGCAGGUUCCUGAUGUCUCUUUCACUCACACCUCACCAAUGAGUUGUUGGGAUAUUGUUAGAGACAAGGUCAAUGAACAAAUAGAAAACCUACAAAGAAUUGGAAAAUGUGGCGUUCCUAAUUUUUUACCACCUGAUUCUGUAAAUGGGCUUGAAAUGUUUGGGUUCUUGUCCCCACAAAUCAUUCAGGAAAUCGAGGCUCUAGAUCCCCAUCACCAGUGUUUAGACUACUGGUUAUCAAAGGCUGCUUCUCCAGCGAAAGAACUCCCUUCAGAUUCCACGAAGUCAGCAGUGCUUAAAUGCUCCAGUAAUUCCCAUGUAAGAUUACUUGGAGUUGAGAUCGCAAAGGAGUCUGAAAAAUCGAGUCUGCAGUAG